UAGAAAUGGGAGCUGCGCUGGACACAGAAUGGGUCGACUUGUGCCGAAGCAACCAGCAAAGCCGCCGGCCGUGCCGAUUCCUGGCUUCGAGAGCGAUAUACAUAAGAUUGUUGAUGAGUUUACGCUAAAGGUGCAAGAAGGAGCUCCACUUAACCUAUCCACCUUCAAGGAGAUAUGGCGGAGUCGGGGGUUUUCCUUCGUGCACCAGGCGGUGCCGCUCAACGUUCCGCCAUGGGACUUCCUGCAGCUGCUGUACGGGGCCGCCCUGAAUCGCCUGGCCGACCCCAGCCCCUUCCUCGCCUACCAGCCCGACCCCGCGGAGCUGCUGCAGCAGCAGCGCGAGCGGCGGCAGAAGCUCAUCCAGGAGCACCAGGCGCGGUUGGCGCAGGAGCAGAACAAGCCUGCCGCGGUGCCGAGGCCCCCAAGGGUGCUGCGACGGGGCCCAGAUGGGCGAUUUGUGAUGAAAGAGGCGGGCGCUGAGCAGGAGCAGGAGCAGGAGCAGGGACAGGAGCAGCUGGAGCAGGCUCCGGGAGCGGAGGCGCUAAGACAAUUGCUGCUGGAGCAGUUUCCUAGCUUGGAAGCCGCGCUUGCGUCUGCGCAGGGCACCAUGGUUGAUGCUGGGUUGUUCUCUGGCGCUGUAGCUGGUGCACCUCCUGGCUUGGGCAGUGGCGCGUUCGGCUUGGAGGCUGGCGCCGGCGCGGGCAUGGCGGCAACAGCAUUUCCACCGGGGCUGGCGGAUGGAGCUCGGAUGCUGGCUGCGGCGAAGGCCAGCUUGGCAGCUGCUGCUGCGGGUGGCCACGGCCAGGGUUUGGGCCAGGUGCAUGGUCACGGCCAGGCAGCGGUGGACCCGCACCAGCAGGAGUUCCUAGACCAGCUGGAUGAAUUCAUAGGGCACAUGCAGGUGGUGGAGGCGGGGCAGCAGGCGCUGGCAGCAGCAGCGGGCCAGCAAGGGCCCUUGGCAGGGCCGUCGCGAGGAGCCGCUACCAGCGGGCUGGGCCAUGGCGGGCAGGACCAGCAGCACCCGCAGCAACAGCAGCAACAGCCGCAGCCCGCCGCGGCAGCUGCAGCCGGUGAUGACUCAGGCCUGGACCUCAUCGGCAGCGGGUUCGGAAGCGGGUUUGGAAGCGGCUUUGGGAGCGGCUUUGGGCUGGGGAGCGGGCUGCAUGAACUGUCGCGGCAAGCGAGCGGCCGGCCGGGCAACGGGGCGGAGCGGCCCCCAGAGCAGCCGCAGGGCACAGGCCUGGUGGCGAUGGCGCUUGUGGCAGCAGCGGGGGGCAUGUCGGUGGCCCAGGAGGACGACUAUGACGCACUAGAGGGCGAGGCGGCGCCGAUACCGCCCGUUGGUGGAAUGGCAUCCGGAGCAGGGGCGGCAGGGUCUGAGAUAGCCCCCUACGGUGCGGAAGUGACAGCUGCGCAGGGGCCGGGGCCAGUGGGGCCCGAGGCACAGGCAGGCGUAGCGGCCGCGGCGCCGACGAUGCCCUUUGCGCUCCAUGACACGCCUGUUGGCUUCAGCCCCGCCGACUCGCUGCCCUCGGCCUUGGGAAGCCCCACACGCUGGGGGGCGCUGUUGGGCGCGCCAGCAGGCACGGAGCGUGCCGGCGCUUCGAGCCUGGCGGCAGUGGCGGGUGGCAGCCUGCUGGGUUCACCGCUGCUGCGCGGCGCCAUGUCUCCUCUGAUGCGUGGAUUGGGGGAUGGCGGGGGUGCGGGAGGUGGCGAGGCCGGCGGGCUGGCCAUGCCCUCGCCCAUGCGCGGCCCGCUGCCCUCCCCGCUGCGCGACCUGGGCUUCUCGCCGCUGCAGUCGCCCGGCAUGACGCCCAUCCGCAGCGGGCAGGCGCUGGGCGGCGGCGACGGCAGUGGGGCUCUGCCACAGCUUCCGCCGCUGCCAUCUCUGAUGCAGCUGCCGCCCCCGGCAGUGCCGUUGGAGCCAGCGCCCACAGGUGCAGCUGCGCCGGGACCCUUGGCUGUGGCGCCGUGGGUUGGAGCUUCAGGGCAACCGCAGCAGCAGCAGCAGCAGCAGGAGCCUGCUAUGGUGGACGCGGUGCUGCCUGCGCUGCGAGAGCUGGCGGAGGUGCAUGCCGGCAGGGCAGCUGGGGCGCUGCACGCUCCAGCACAGCCGCUAGCACUGCCAGCGCCCCAAGCCCUGCAGCCGGGUCUGCCAACCGCGCCGGUGCAUGGGUUGCAGCCACCACACGGCGGCGAUGGGGCACCUCUCGCGCUUACGCUGCAUGCCCCUGGUGAUGGCGCUGGCCCGCUGGGCCCGGGCCCCCAGGCUGGAGCAGCACCCCCGUUAGGGCCGCCGCCGCUGCUGUCAAUGGCGCCGUCCGUUUCGCCUCCACCGCACACGACAAACGGAGUCGCACAGCAGCCGGUAACGGUUCCUGGACGGGCUGCAGCUUCUCACAGCCCCGGCAUGCUGGCAGCUGCUGAGGUAGUCCGUGACGUGGCCGGGACAGCCGGCGAGUCAGAGCGAGGGCCGAGCCCCCCCAUGCCGGGAGCCGGGCCGCUGCCGGCACUGGCGCGUGUACCCAGUGCUGUCAUGGCGCCUGGCCCCGCGCCUGGCCCUGUCUCGCCACCACUGCCACGCCAGUUAAGCAUGGCGCCUGGGCCGUCUCCGCCACCCACACUAGCGUCCGGGCCCUCCCCGCCGCCGGGCGCGUCUUCACAGACCCCGCUGCUGCCGCAGCCCGCACAGCCUGCCGCCGCACAGGGCCCCUUGCCGCACCCUAGCAUGGCACCAGGCCCAUCGCCGCCUGCCUUGCCGCUGCCAGGGCCACCACCAGGGGGCAGUAGUCGAGGCCCCUCGCCCACACAUGCCAUGGCGCCGGGGCCCUCGCCGCCCCCCCCUGCCAUCAUGGCCCUGGGCCCAUCGCCGCCGCUACCCGCCGGGCCUUUGAUCGCCAACCCCCUCAGAUUGAACGGCCCUGCCGCUUUUGAGGCCGCGUACGCAGCUGCAGCUGCAAGUGGCAUUCUUCCAGCAUUUGGUGCUGGGCAAGGGGUGGAGGCAGGCGGUGGUGGAGCCGUGGGCGUCAUGCUGGACCCGCAGUCAGUCGCCAGCGUUGCAGCCGCAGCAGCGGCUGCUGCUGCCGCUGCCAUGGACGCAGCACCGACGGCUGCGGGAACGGGCGCGACAGGGUCCGGCCUCUCAGGUCUGACGCUCGGCAGCGCUGCUCAGGCAGCGGGCGCGGCCGGGGCGCUGGCGCUAGCAGGGCAAGCCGGGCCGCUUACCGCGCCGCUAGCGUUGCAUGCGCCCGGAGCUACUGGUAGUGGCGCCGCCGUUGCAGCAGGCCCUGGCCCGCAGACACAAGCCGCGCCUGCAACGAUCGUGGAACUGCCGCCACCCGCGCCGCUGCCUGUGGCCCUGCCGCCUCCUGGGCCCGACGUGCCGCUGGCCGCACGUGUUGGCGCCGUUUACGCGGUGUACUGCCUGUACGGCACACAGCUGUGCAGCCCCCGGGUGCGGGUGUACGUGCCGCUGCCGCUCCUGGGCUCGCUGGCGGCCACGGUGCGGGAGGCGGCGGACAAGGGGGUCAAGGACGCGGUGGCAGCGAUGCGGGCAAUGUGGCGUCAGGGCGUGCUGGUCCCCGGCGGCGUGCUGCGCUACCCCGGCGCCACCACGCCACGCCCGCGCCGUGCGCCACCAGCUCCACCGCCACCGCGCGAACUGACACCCGCGCAGCGUGCCGCCCGGGCCGCCGCGCGCGCUGCCAACCCCGUGCCGGAGCACGAGCGGCUGCGCCCCGGCGCCCCCUUCCAGAGCGUGCUGGUGUCCAAUCCCGUGCUGCGGCAGGCGUUGCUGCACCUGCGCAUGGCGCUGCCCGGCGUCACUGACACGGCGGCACUGCAGCGGCUGUGCGACACGUACGAGCAGCAGCGUGAAGCCAUAUUCGCGGAGCCGGAGCGGCGGCGCGGCGGGCGGGCAGCGGGAAUGGGAGUGGCGGCAGGUGCCGCCAGCGGAGCUGGCCGAUCCGCCGCGGGUGCGGCAGCAGCACCAGCAACUGGUGGAGCGGAAGCGGGAGGGGCUGGCGGUGUGAGGGACCGGAGGCAGCGGCGUCAUGUGCCUGAGGUGCUGUUUGAGGCCAGCAUCGGGCGGCAGGUGGCCGACGCACUUCAGACCUCCUUCACACGCGUGAUCGAGCUGUUGAGACAGCCACCGCUUAGCCGGCGCAAGGCGGAGGAGAAGAAGCGGCGCAAGGAGGAGCUGCAGGCAGCGAUUGCGGAGGAGGAGGCGCGCGCCGCAGCGGAGGCAGCGGCCGCGCCCCGGACGGUGGCGGACGCUGUGGCUGAGGUGGCGGCCCGGCCGGCGGGCGUGACUGGGCGGCGUGUGGCGGGAGAGCUGGGUGCGCUUAUGCGGCAGCGGGCGGGCGGGCCGACUUCGGGCAGCGGCCCUACAGGGCCUAGCUACACGGUCCGCGUCAUCAGACACAGGGUGGAGCUGCAAUCCGCGGGCUUGCUGCCGGACAUGGCCGAGGCGGGCGCUGCCGCCGGCAGGGCCGGCCAGGCGCAUGAGGAGGACGAGGACGUGGCGGUCGCCGCCCGGCAGUUGCACCUGCCGGGUGUGCCCGCGCGCCUGCUGCAGAAGGAGGCGGAACGCAGGCAGCGGGUCGCCAGUGUGGCCGACCGCUGGCUGUCGGAGCAAGACCGCCAGAUGCGGAGGGAGGCCGGCGACGUGAGCAGCGCCGCCGGUGCUGGCUCGGCUGCUCGCGGCGAUCGGCCAGGCUCGCAGCCAGGGUCAAGCGGGCGCCCAGCAGGCACUGCGUCCGCAUCGGGUGCUACUGCUAAGGCUUCGGCAAGGCCUGCUCGUGGUCGUGGAUCCAGCAGGGCAAAUGCUGCUGCUCGCACUGCCCGAGCUGAGAGCGAGCCGGAGGACGAUCUGGCUGACGUCAACGUGGACAUAGACCUGGAUCUUGAAGCGGCGCUUGAGGCAGAAUUUAGCCGCAUCGAGGCGCACCAGCAGGCGGGCACCUCAGCAAGGACAGUGCCCGCAGACGCCGCUGCCAACAUCGCCGCUACCGGACAACCGCGGCAGCAGAAGGCCAAGCCGGCGGCCGCAAAGCCCUAUGGUACCGCACCGGCAACCGCAAAGGCGCAACCCGGUCCCCGCGCUGCAGCCGCGGCCGACGCUGCAAGCGGCGCUGGUGGCACCAAAUCUCCGAAACCGCCACAGCGGCUGCUGCACGAGGCGUACCCGGGUCUGGAUGUGGUGUGCGGCGGCACCCGCGGCCGCCUGGACACUCGCGCCCGCACCGUGACCUGCGCCUGCACCGCCUGCGAGCACGCGGGCGCAAGCAGCGGCGCCGUUGUGGAUGUGGCGGAGUGGCCGGGCCACUUGGCCGCUGGGGAGGGGCGCAAGAACUGGCAGACGGCGGUGCAGGUGCUGGUGCAGGCGGAGGAGGGCGGCGGCGCUGGAGAUGGCGGCGGCGGCGGUAAGGACGCAGUGCGAAGGCCCACGUUGGCCGCCUUCCUGCGCCGCAAUGGCCUGUUGCUAGGGCGCCGGGUGGCGGCGGCGGCCAAUGCAGCGGCAGCCGCUGGCGGCACAGUCGCUAAGGGUAAGCGGCGGCAGGAGGCAGCAAGCACAGCAGGCGCCAAGAAGCAGCGGCGACGCGCCGGCUCACCCGGUUCCGAGUCCGAUUGGGAGUCAGACGGGGGCGGUUCGUCCAACGAAGAGGACGGAGGGACUGGAGUCGGAGUGCCAGCGACUGCAACCCGCACGCUGCCACCUCGCCAGCGGCGAGCUUCUGCUGCGGCACGGACCGCUGACGGCGUUAUGGAGGACGUCAACGAUGCCAGUGACUCCGAGACGCAGUUGCCCGGUGGAUCAAGCCGUGGCCUUGGCCAGGGCCGUGGGCUUGGCCGUGGCCGUGGCCGGGGCGGGGGCCGAGGCCGCGGUGCAGCUGCCGACGGCGCAAUACCCGGGCCGUCAGCGGCGGGCGGCGGUCCGGGUGCUGGUCGUCUGGCUGUGAACGCAGAUGAGGAGUCGGAUGAGGAGCUGGCGGAGCUGCUGAGGUCCACUCAGGAGGCCAUGGCCGCGGCCCAGCGUGUGACGGCUGGUCUCGUUGACGGCGGCGGCGGCGGCGGUGUCGCUUCCGCUGCUGCUGUUGCUGCCGCUGUCGGUGGUGCCGCUGGGGCGGAAGCGGCGAGAAAGCGCCAGACGGCUGCUGCUGCACGCCCGCAACUAGGACGCGGGGGUGGUGAUAGAAGCGAGACCAGCGGGCGCGGGCGCGGGCGCAGUCGAGGCAGGGGUGCCGCUGCAGCUGGUGGUGCUGCCGCCGGGGAUGACGCAGCACCGGCAGCCAAACGAGGCCGCAAGGCUAGCAAUUCUCCUGCUGCCCCCACUGGCGUUGAGGGUGCGGUACCUGCAGCAAGUGGAGCGGGACGCAAGCGCAGAGUGUCAGAAGCACCGCUUGCUGCAGACGCCCGGAUAAGCGAUGGCACGCCUUCGGCAGCGCCCAUGCCGGCUGCCAAGCGGCAGCGUGUUGGCAUGGCAGCAGUGAGCGCAGGGGCGCGAGCACCGGUGUCAGGCUCCGCACUGCCGCCACGGCCACCGCUGGUGCCAGGGAGGGCGCCAGCAGUCAGCCCCGCCGCAGCUGCUGCCACGCAGGCACCAGUACCGACGCGACAGGCACCGGUUGCGCAGGGGCUGGGCUCGACGGUUGUGAUGCGCCAGGAUCUCGAUGAGGAUGCCGAGGUGGUGGUCAGCGACGUGGACGAAGAGGGUGACGAUGACAGCGGUGCGGAGGAUGCUCCAGGUACUGGUGGGCGGGUCAACGGCACCGCCGCGUCAGCAAACGCAGCCCGGGCCCCUGGUGUGGGGGCUGUGUCUGGGGCUGCACCUGAUGACGAGGAUGAAGAUGACGACCUGGAGGACUUCAACCGCUUCUUUGCCGCAGUGAAAGACCUCCAGUAGUGGGCGUACGUGACGGGAAUCGCACUAGAGUGGCGCUUGUGUGAGGCCAGCCAACACCGUGUGGCGUCAUGGCCACAUGUGGGUGAGGAGGCGGUAUGAUUACAUGUACAUGUCGCAGGAGCUGUGCGCAAAAACUGUGGGGCGUGGCCGCGUGGGUGUGGAUACUCCUCCAUCAUUACUGACUGCAUUUUGCAUUACGGUAGGCUUGCGUUGGUGUUGAAUCAUAGGCAGCGGGUGGCAACGCAUGAUAUCUGCUGUAGGCAUCAGCCGGCUGCGGCUCUUUCGCUGAAAUUAAAAUCACGUGCAUGAUUGCAUGGGAAGGCGCUGUGGUGCACACUGUAGCUAGGCCA
Messenger RNA from Chlamydomonas reinhardtii, 7254 nucleotides. RefSeq lists its product as uncharacterized. NCBI's taxonomy places the organism in Eukaryota, Viridiplantae, Chlorophyta, Chlorophyceae, Chlamydomonadales, Chlamydomonadaceae. Bases 29 to 6904 code for a protein of 2291 amino acids. Gene Ontology annotation, molecular function: sequence-specific DNA binding. Gene Ontology annotation, cellular component: snRNA-activating protein complex. The record is from RefSeq and is a predicted model, not a curated record. The transcript has 5 exons. Gene Ontology annotation, biological process: snRNA transcription by RNA polymerase II; snRNA transcription by RNA polymerase III.